Molecule: messenger RNA, 1602 nt
Organism: Drepanopeziza brunnea f. sp. 'multigermtubi' MB_m1
Lineage: Eukaryota; Fungi; Ascomycota; Leotiomycetes; Helotiales; Drepanopezizaceae
Source: RefSeq, a predicted model, not a curated record
AUGGCUGCUACACAAGAGCUCAGAGAGCAACCAUCUUUCCACAAAAUGUCGCCUUCGCCUUCUGCAUCCCCGACUCCGGCCAUCAGAGCGUUGCCGGAGCUCUCGCGCAGUGUUUCUACAGGCUCCGAGCCAUCUCUCUAUUCUAGCACCAUGGGAAGGGAGUCUUUGGGCAGUGAUACCUCUGCCGAGACCUCGGCCUCGCGGUCUUCGUCUGCGAGUUAUUCUUCUAAUCGACUGUCCUCUUUUGGUGGGCCCGACAAGCCCAAACGACGUGGCUAUGUAAGGCCUCAAGGAACGAAUUUCGCUGCCUCAGCACAAUCGAGAGAGAGCGUUUUGAGCCUGGGAAGCAUAGCACACCUACAAUACUAUUUCGCACGAACGGGCCUGUUGGAUGGGAAAGGCGGACGGCUGGCGAAGAGGAAGGAGAAUCAGCGUGGCACUUUGGACUUGUCGGCUCUGGAUACAUCGUUCCUCACCCCCAAAUUUACGGGGUCAGAUAUUGAUUCAUCGUAUGCGUCGAUGGGAGGCAGCCCGGAACUUCAAGCACAGCUGGGAGGGAUGCUGGUAGAAAGCCCGACCCAGGAAGAUGAAUACUAUAGUGAAGAGGAGGAGGAGGAGGAGGAAGACCCAGAUCACCCACACAUGCUCCCUCCGACAGCCAGUACCUACAUACAUCGAGUGAAGCCAAUACCACGUCCGCCUACCCUAGAAGAGCUCAAAGACGAUCUCCAGAAGUCUCUCAACGACGCGGUCAAGUUACUUGAUGACGUGAAGCAGAAUCCCACCUCCGCACCACCCUCGCCGCAGGGAUCGAAGGAGCACCCUUCAGCUCCGGUGGUAGACGAAGAUCGGGGCUGGCACGAGCUGCAAGGCAUGCAUAUAUUGGAUAUCAUGACCCUUGCCAUCCGCGCCGCCAAGAUGUACUACACAGCACAUAAUCAACCCGCAAGACUUGCAGCAAUCAAGUCCGAGCGCAAGAUACGGACAGAACUACUUUCCGUCAUGGACGUGCUAAAGCGGAUGGCAACGAGGAAUUUCGCAGCCGGAAUGCGCUCGGAAGAACGGGUCACGAUGGAGAAUUGGGUAGCAAGCGUCUACGAUAUGCUAAGCCAGGAGGAAGCCAUGGAGGAAGCAGAGCGGAAACAACGAGCAAGCUGGACCUGGCUCGAUGACUCUUGGGACGGAUCUAUCGUAGACAGGGAGUACGCAUUCAUCAAGUCCAUGGAUACCAACCCUGAAACUCUCCCACUGUUCAAAUCCAUCGACGAAGUUGGCGAUGACAGCAUACCUACAGAUUUCUUGGAUGAUAUGAGGACGGGAUUGAGAUUGGUCAAAUUGCAUAAUGCGGUUGUGAGGAAAAGUAAGAGACCCUUUGGGGCGAUCGAUAAAUGGCAUACGGAUUUCGCGAAGCCGUAUCGCUGCGCGGAGAACUUGCGCUAUUGGAUUAAAGCUGCCGAACUGCGCUGGGAAGUCAUUCUCAAGGUCGAUGUGAUGGGAGUUGUUGGCGGUACCGACAGAGCUGCGUUGAAAGGCUUCGAGGACGCGAUUUGGAAGUGGUGUGGCAAAGUCAGGGAGGAAAUCAGUGCGGAAUUGAAGGCCUAA